Messenger RNA from Phragmites australis (common reed), 13340 nucleotides. RefSeq lists its product as uncharacterized. Bases 239 to 12895 code for a protein of 4218 amino acids. The transcript has 63 exons. NCBI's taxonomy places the organism in Eukaryota, Viridiplantae, Streptophyta, Magnoliopsida, Poales, Poaceae. Gene Ontology annotation, cellular component: extrinsic component of membrane. Gene Ontology annotation, biological process: protein targeting to vacuole; protein retention in Golgi apparatus. The record is from RefSeq and is a predicted model, not a curated record.
CUGGCAUGCGUGUCAGCGGCCGUACGUGCGAGGAUCUCCUUCCGCGUCUGCUCGCCUCGCCCCUUCUCGACUCAUUCGAGACCAAAACCGCCUCCUCUGCUCCGCCUGUGGGCAGGCUAGCCCAGCCUCUCUUCUCCCUCACGCGACACGACACGACAACGCUGCGCGCGAGUGAGCGGACCGAGGACCCGAGCGGCGAGCGCUCUCCCCGCGAGACCCGUCGGCGGCGGCGGCGGAGAUGUUGGAGGACCAGGUCGCCUCCCUGCUGCAAAAGUACCUCGGCAACUACGUACUGGGGCUCAGCAAGGAGGCGCUUAAGAUCAGCGUCUGGAGAGGAGAUGUAGAACUCACAAACAUGCAAUUGAAGCCAGAAGCGCUCAAUUCACUGAAGUUACCUGUUAGAGUCAAAGCUGGUUUCCUUGGUUCAGUGAAGCUCAAGGUUCCAUGGAGCAGGCUCGGACAAGAGCCAGUUUUGGUUUAUCUCGAUCGGAUCUUUAUAUUAGCUGAACCAGCAACACAAGUUGAAGGUUGCAGCGAGGAUGCUGUUCAAGAAGCAAAACGAAGUAGAGUUAGGGAAAUGGAAAUCAAAUUAUUGGAGCGCCAACAGCAACUGAAAUCUGAACUCAAUUCAUCAUGGCUUGGGUCUUUCAUUAGCACUGUAAUUGGAAAUAUCAAGUUGUCCAUCGGCAAUAUUCAUAUCAGAUAUGAAGACGUAGAGAGCAAUCCAGGCCACCCUUUCACAGCAGGUCUGGUACUUUCAAAGCUUUCAGCAGUUACUGUGGACAACCUUGGAAAGGAGACUUUUGCUACUGGUGGAGAUUUGGACCGAGUGAAGAAGUCUGUUGAACUUGAGAGUCUGGCGUUGUAUUUCGACUCUGAUAGCAGUCCUUGGAGUAUGGAUAAGCCCUGGGAAGAUUUACUUCCAUCAGAAUGGAGUCAGGUUUUUGAGUUUAGGGAGCAGGAUGGUUCCAGAUCUGCUUCAAAAAAGCACACUUACAUUUUACAACCUAUAUCUGGCAAAGCAAAAUAUACAAAAAUACAACUUACUGAAGCAAAGAAAACAGGACAGGCAUUGCAAAAUGCUGCUGUUGAUUUGGAUGAUGUUACUCUGUCACUGUCAAAGGAUGGCUACAGGGACAUCUUGAAGAUGGCUGAUAAUUUCUCUUCUUUUAAUCAACGGCUGAAAUAUGCUCAUCUCCGACCAUCUUUACCGGUAAAAUCGGAUCCACGAGCUUGGUGGAAGUAUGCAUACAAGGUGGUGACUCAGGAAAUGAAGAAAGCAAGUGGGAGUCUAUCUUGGGAGCAAUUAUUGAGAAAUGCAAGACUUCGGAAGACAUAUGUUUCUUUAUAUGCAUCCCUUUUGAAAUCUGACAUGAGCCGACAGGCUGUUGAUGACCAUGAGGAGAUUAAGAGGCUGGAUCGUGGACUUGAUAUAGAGGUUAUUCUACAGUGGAGGAUGCUGGCACACAAGUUUGUAGAACAGUCAGCAGAAACGUAUCAGUAUGGUCAAAAAAAUAAGAAACAGUCCUGGUGGUCAUUUGGAUGGACUGGCUCUUCAAAGGAUGAGGAAGAUUCAAAGAGUUUUAAUGAUGAAGAUUGGGAAAGAUUAAAUCAUAUUAUUGGAUACAAAGAAAAUAAUGAGUAUAUACCUGGUCAGCAGGAUAUGAAACUGAUGCAGUUUUAUUUUGAAAUUCGUAUGAAGCAUAAUGCAUCAAAGCUUAUCGUUGAUGAUUCUGAGUGCCUUGUUGAUCUCUCUUGUCAAGAUUUCUGCUGUAACUUGAAAAUGUAUCCGGAGGCAAAAAUAUUUGAUCUGAAGCUUGGUUCCUACAGGCUUUUAUCUCCAUAUGGCCUGCUUGCUGAGAGUGCAAGUGUUGUUGAUUCUUUUGUUGGCAUAUUCUCCUACAAACCUUUUGAUGAGCAACUGGACUGGAGUUUGACAGCUAAAGCUUCUCCUUGUUAUAUAACUUAUUUAAAAGAUUCGAUUGAUCAAAUCGUUUCCUUCUUCAAGAGUAGUCCUACCAUUAGCCAGACCCUGUCACUAGAGACUGCUGCUGCUGUACAGAUGACAUUAGAUGAAGUGAAACGUACCGCUCAACAGCAAAUGACUCGAGUGCUUAAAGAUCAGUCCAGGUUUUCACUGAACAUGGAUAUUGCUGCUCCUAAAAUUACUGUUCCUACCAAGUUCCGGCCUGAUGAUGUACAUGAGACUAAGCUUUUGCUUGACCUUGGAAAUUUAGUUCUUCGGACAGAGGAAAUAUGGGAUUCCUAUACUUCAGAAAAGCAGGAUAUAUAUCUGAAUUUCAAUUUGGUACUUAGUGAUGUAUCUGCAUUUCUGGUGGAUGGUGAUUACCAUUGGAAUGAAACAUCUAAUGAAAUCAACUUGUUGCCAGUUAUUGACAAGUGUGGAAUUGCUUUAAAGCUUCAGCAGAUCCAGUUAGAAAGUCCUCUGUAUCCUUCCACAAGAAUGGCGAUACGGGUGCCUUCCCUAGGAUUUCAUUUCUCUCCAGCACGCUAUCAUCGUUUGAUGGAAAUUUUAAAGAUUUUUCAAGAUAGUGUUAGCGAGGAUAGCAGUUCGGAUCUUGAACAUUUGUGGGAUCAGGCUGACUUUGAGGGAUGGUCGUCUCUUCUUACAUGGAAGGGUGUUGGAAACCGGGAAGCUUCUUGGCAACAUAGAUACUUGCGGCUUGUGGGGCCAUUUCUCUAUGUAUUUGAAAAUCCAACGUCUACAACAUACAAGCAAUGGACCAGUUUACGUGGGAAACAAGUUCAUCAGGUCCCUACUGAACUUACAAAUGGUGUGCAUAACAUCCUGGCGCUGCAUGAUUCUGGUCAAGUUAAUCCCAAGGAACGGCCAAGUAGCAUAAUUCUGGAAGACACUGGUGCUUUGAUUCUGUUGUUUGAUAAUGACGAAGGACGAAAGAUAUGGCAGAGCCGCUUGCAGGGUGCUAUAUACCGUUCAUCGGGUUCUGCUGUAAUUUCUAGCUUUCCUGAAGUUGCUCUCCCAUCAGAGUCCCACUCCUUCAAAGGCAGCUUUUCGGAUGUUGUCGACACAGAGAAAUUGUUUGUUGCUGGCAUUCUUGAUGAGCUAAAGAUCUGUUUUUCAUGCGGCUAUGAGAGUAACCACAAACUGAAAAAAAUUCUGCUAGCUAAGGAGAGCAGCCUGUUUGAAUUUCAGGCAGUUGGUAGCCAGGUUGAACUCUCAAUGAAAGGUGGCAACUUACUGAUAGGAACUAUUUUGCGGUCACUAGAAAUUGAAGACCAGUAUUACUACCCAGGGAGUCCAGAGCCAAGGUUCUUGGCAAGGUCUUUUAUCAAUAGCAUGCAAACACAAGAAGUCCACUCUACUGGUCGAAAGAACAGCAUGGGACCUCCAUUGAAAAAAACUGAGAGUGAGGAAAGUUUUUUUGAGGCAUCAGAUGAUUUUGAUGAAUUUGAAACACCAUCUCGUUCAGUAGGGGAAGCCCCUACUGGAGUCGUUCAAAAAAAAUUUGAAACACCUAUGCUACAAGAGAGGACUAUAUCAGAUUAUUUCAGUACCCAGAACCUCUUGCCUACUAGUCUUCCUUCCCUACAACCCCCGACAUUUAGUCGAAUUCCUGGUUUGAUACCAGGCAGUGAACUUCAAACUGUCGGAAUCACUUUGGAAGGUAGUGGUACUUUCGAUAGUUUUGUGAAAGCUCAGAUAGUGAUUUAUGACAAGCAUUCGCCUCAGUACAACAACUUGGAUAACAGGGUAGUUGUAACCGUUGCUACUUUGACCUUCUUUUGCCAUCGGCCAACUGUUAUUGCAAUCAUGGAAUUUAUGAAUGCUAUCAACCUUGCAAAUGUGCCUGAUACUGAUAAAGAUAAGGACACGUGUCUGGACUCUGUAAAAGAUGGUACAGUUGAGGAAUCUAAGUCUGGUCUGGAACUGGAACCAGCCAUAAAAAGGUUACUGGCCAAAGGUAAAAGCAGAAUAGUUUUUCAUCUUACCUCCAGCAUGGCAGAGGCACAGAUAUUACUGAUGAAUGAAAAAGGUGACCGACUUGCUACUUUAUCACAAAAUAACCUCUCAACUGAUAUAAAGGUGUUCACAUCGUCAUUCAGCAUAAAGGCUGCACUUGGAAACCUUAAAAUAAGUGAUGAUAGUCUCCGUAGCAGCCACCCUUACUUUUGGGUUUGUGAUAUGCGAAAUCCAGGAGGACGUUCUUUUGUGGAGAUUGACUUUAGUUCAUACAAUGUCGGUGAUGAAGACUAUUGUGGUUAUGACUAUAGUCUCGUAGGGCAGCUUUCAGAAGUUAGAAUUGUUUAUCUCAACCGUUUUGUUCAAGAGAUUAUCAGUUAUUUUAUGGGCCUUGUCCCUAAAAGUUCUGAUGGCGUUGUAAAGCUGAAAGACGAUGUGACCAACUCUGAGAAGUGGGUUAGCAAAACCGAUAUGGAAGGAUCACCUGCCCUCAAAUUGGAUGUUUCUUUCAGUAGGCCUAUAAUUGUUAUGCCCCGUGAAACUGAUAGCACGGAUUUUUUGGAGCUCGAUGUUCUAUACAUAACAGUCCAAAAUGAAUUCCAUUGGAUAGGUGGUGACAAGAAUGAGAUGAGCGCUGUUCACCUUGACAUUUUGACGGUUACAGUAAGGGACAUAAAUUUAGUUAUUGGUAUGGAUAUGGCAUGUGGCGAAACUAUAAUUCAAGAUGUGGAAGGUCUCUCCUUUGAACUUCGUAGAUCAUUGCGUGAUCUGAGGCAUCAGUUGCCAGUGGUGGAGGCAGCAAUUAAGGUAGAAGUUCUGAAAGCGGCACUAUCCAAUCGAGAAUACGAAAUUAUAUCUGAAUGUGCAUUAUCUAACUUCUCUGAGACACUACGUACUUUGCCUGCUCUGGAUGAUCCUCGAUAUGGAGCCUCCACAACUCCAUCUCAUGAAUCAGCAUCUUCUUCUGAAAGUACUCAAGACUUGUCUCAAGAUAUAGAAACAUGGAUAGCUAAUAAAUUUUCCGUCUCAAUAAAUCUGGUUGAGCUUUCUCUCCAUUCAGGAUCGACAAGAGAUUCUCCUCUGGCUAGUGUGCAGGCGAGUGGUGCAUGGCUUCUCUAUAACUCAAACACACGGGAGGAGAAUUUUCUGUAUGCUACUCUCAAAGGUUUUUCAGUUUUUGACGAUCGUGAAGGAACGAGAGAUGAGUUAAGGCUUGCUAUUGGGAAAUCAGCAACAGUUAGAGACACAUCAUCCGUUGAUGGGUAUGAUAAUCCAAACGAACUUGAUUCAGGUGAACAAAGGAUACAAAAAGAUCCAGGCCUUGAGCCAAUCCCCUCGAUGCUCAUUCUUGAUGCCAUCUUCCGAAAAUCUUCAUCAUCUGUGUCUCUCUGUGUUCAGCGGCCCAAGUUUCUUGUGGCACUUGACUUCUUACUAGCAAUAGUCGAGUUCUUUGUGCCAUCUUCUCACAGUCUUUUAUCCAAUGACGAAGACAAGGACCUUCUGCACAUGAUUUCUCCUGUAGUAUUGACUGAUCAGAUUUAUUACCAGGAGCAUUCAACUUUUAGUCUUUCACCUCAGAAGCCCUUGAUUGUUGAUAAUGAAAGAUUUAAUCACUUUAUAUAUGACGGGAAAGGUGGAAAGUUAUAUUUGCUGGAUAGAGAUGGGAAAAUUCUCUCAAGCCCUAGCUCUGAGAGUUUCAUUCAUGUGCUCAGGUGUAAAAGGUUACAAUUUCGGAAUGUCACUAUAGUGAAUGGUGAAUAUUUGGACUCCUGUAUAUCUCUUGGUGAUGAUUGCUUGUAUUCAGCAUCAGAGGAUGACCAUGUCUACUUAGUAAGAGAAAAUGAUGGUCUCCUGUCGACACCCAGUGAGGAAAUUACAGAAGACAUUGUUAAAAAUUCAAGUGCUGAUAUUUCAACAGAAUUCAUAAUGGAACUACAGGCGAUUGGACCAGAGCUUACUUUCUAUAGCACAUUGAGGAAUGCGGGUGAAAAUUUAGCACUAUCAACAAAGGUUAUUCAUGCCCGCACAGAUGCAUUUUGCAGGCUUAUAAUGAAGGGUGACAGUAUGGAGAUGAACGGAAACAUACUUGGUUUAAAGAUGGAGAGUAAUGGCAUCAGAGUUAUAGAACCAUUUGACAUGUCUGUGAAAUAUUCCAAUGCAUCUGGAAAGACAAAUUUGCAUCUGCUGGUUUCAGAGAUAUAUAUGAAUUUUUCCUUCAGUAUUCUCAGACUAUUUUUAGCAGUCGAGGAAGAAAUUUCAGCAUUUCUCAGGAUGUCAUCGAAGAAAAUGUCACUGGUGUGCUACCAGUUUGAUAAAGUUGUAACAAUGCAAGGCAAUUCAAAUGAUCAAGUGCUCUCUUUCUGGCGACCACAUGCUCCAUCUGGAUAUGCCAUUUUUGGCGAUUAUCUUACACCGAUGAAUGACCCUCCUACUACAGGAGUCCUUGCUUUGAAUACGAACUUUGUAAGGGUCAAAAGGCCUUUAUCAUACAAGCUAAUAUGGCAAUAUGGCCCUUCAAGAACAAACAAUUUUCAUCAGAAUGAGAAAGACUCGAAGAAGAAGCUCUCUAAUGUUGACCAGCUCUGCUCUGUUUGGUUACCUGUAGCACCCAUGGGCUAUGUUGCUAUGGGUUGUGUUGUUUCAGCUGGAACUGCUGAACCACCAUUGUCUUCAGUUUUUUGUUUAACUGCUUCCUUGGUUUCAUCGUGUAAUCUAAGGGAUUGCAUUGUACUGAGGGGUAAUGCUAACAUGAUAUUCUGGCGCAUUGAUAACACUUUUGGUUCCUUUUUACCUGGAGAUCCUGUAAGUAUGAGUGUGCAUGGAAAUGCUUACGAUCUUCGCCAUAUGCUGUUCAACAGUGCAGACUCAUCUUCCAAGACUAUCUCUAGAGGGCAAGAUAUUAGGAAUGAUGCCACUCAGCUAGAGAGAUCAGCAUUGACCUCAGGUCGGCUAUUUGAAGCAGUAGCAAACUUUAAACUAAUUUGGUCAAAUAGUGGGACCUCUUCGCCAAAGAAGCUCUCAAUAUGGCGUCCAAUGUUGUCUGAAGGAAUGUUUUACUUCGGUGACAUAGCUGUUAACGGGUAUGAACCACCAAAUGCUGCUGUUGUCCUUCGUGGUACUGGCGAAGACACUUUUCUCAGAGCUCCUGAAGGUUAUGAUCUUGUUGGUGGAAUUAAGAAGCACCGGGGUACUGAGGGUGUAUCAUUUUGGUUUCCUCAAGCUCCUUCAGGUUUUGUGGCGUUAGGAUGUGUUGCAUCUAAAAGUUCUCCAAUGAAAGAGGACUUCAGUUUGUUAACAUGUAUUAGAAGUGACAUGGUGGCAGGAGGUCAAUUUUCUGAUGAAAGUGUAUGGGAUUCAUCUGAUGCUAGAACAUCUGAAUCUUUUAGCUUGUGGACUGUUGAUAAUGAUGCUGGUACAUUUCUUGUUAGAAGUGGAUAUAGAAAACCGCCAAGGAGGCUUGCACUGAAGCUUGCUGGUCCACCUACAUCGAGCAGUUCAGAUAGAAUCAUUAUUGACGCUGAAAUCAAAACAUUUUCUGCUGUUUCCUUUGAUGAUUAUGGAGGAAUGAUGGUGCCAUUAUUUGGAAUGUCCUUUGAUAAUGUUGGAAUUAAUUACCAUGGGGGUACUCAUCAUCUGAAUGCAACUGUGAGCUUGUCGUUUGUGGCCAGAUCCUAUAAUGACAAGUAUAAUGCGUGGGAGCCCUUCAUUGAACCAACGGAUGGAUUUCUUAGGUACCAAUAUGACAUCAAUACACCAGGUUCUCCUCGCCAACUCCGUAUUACCUCAACUCGAGAUCUGAAUUUGAAUGUAUCAGUUUCCAAUACAAACAUGUUAUCACAAGCUUAUGCUAGCUGGAACAAUAUCAGCCUUGGUGAUGAAUUAUACAAGAAGGAAACAUUUUCUCCUACUGAGCAGCCAGUUCUUGAUGUGCAUCAAAGAAGAAGUUAUUACGUUGUCCCACAAAACAAACUUGGGCAAGAUAUAUACAUAAGAACAACUGAACAUAGCAGUUUACUUAUUACUCUAUUGCCAUCUGGGGAUGAUAGGUCCAUAAAAGUUCCGGCUUCAAGGGAUCUAUUGGAUUCUCAUUUAAGUGGAAAAUCUGUUAAAUUGUAUUGUUUGAUGAUAACUGCUAUUCUCGCGGAUGCUGAGAUUAAGGUUGAUGAAGGAGUAACAACUGGUGAAUAUUUGACCGCAGUGCGGCUCUUUUCAGAAGAUCGUUCUAUGUCUGGUGCUCAGCAACAGAGUGCCCGUACUUGUGCUGCUGCUGGAGAACACUCUUCGCAAAACAUCAGAAAGGUGAACUGGAACGAAAUGUUCUUUUUCAAAAUCCAAUCUGAGGAUAGUUAUAUUUUGGAACUUCUUGUGCUUGAUGCUGGUAGAGGUCAACCAAUUGGUAUAUACUCUGCUCCAUUGAAGCAAGUUUUGAAAAAGCUACCUCUUACCUCAAGUUCAGGCAGUGCCAAAUUUGAUUUGACUUUAGGAGACCUUAUGUCAACCAAAACAGUGGAACAUGAAACUGUUAAACCUAGUGGAAAAAUAAGAUUCACGGUACUUGUUUCUGGUAGAGCUAAUGUACAACAAAGGAACAGAACCAGUCCUAGCAGAAGCAAGACUGGAUAUAUUCAAAUUAGCCCUUCCAAAGAAGGGCCUUGGACAAACAUGAAGCUAAACUAUGCUGUACCUGCAGCAUGUUGGAGGUUUGGCAAUUGUGUGAUUGCUAGUGAAGCAACAGUCAAGGAAGGCAACAGAUAUGUUAGCAUACGUUCCCUUGUGUCAGUUACUAAUACAACCAAUUUUGUUGUUGAUUUGCGUCUAAAAGGAAGAUUUUCUCAAAGUGCACGAUCAGAUGAACAAGAAGAGAAUUUUGAAAAAGAAGAUCAAAUCUUGGUCGGAAUGUUAGAGCCCAGUUCUACGGUCCCAGUCCCACUAUCAGGCCUCUCACAUCCUGCUGUACCUUAUACAUUGCAGCUAAGACCGGCAAUUCAUCAUGAACACAUGAAUUACUCCUGGAGUGAGGUCCAGGAGAGGGGCAGUCAAACUGAGUUCAGAAAGGAGGAGAUCCUAGAUAUAUGUGUGUCAGAUCUGUAUGAGUCAGAAAACUUGUUAUUCUGCUCACAGAUAGAUGGCACUUCCUGUUCUUGUCAAGGACUGUGGUUUUGCUUGAGUAUAGAAGCCAAGGAAAUAGGCAAAGAUGUUCGCAUGGAUCCAAUAUAUGAUUGGACCAUCGUUAUCAAAUCCCCGUUGUGUUUGACAUACUAUCUUCCCAUUUCUGCACAUUAUACUGUUAGUUCUAGCCACCUCGACGAUGAAGAUUCAAGUUGCUCCCAGGGUACCUUGAAUUCUGGUGAGGCUGUGAAGGUUCAUAAUGUCGAUCCAAGAAACCCUUUGUAUUUUUCCCUCAUUCCACAUGGGGGAUGGGAACUUAUGCAUGAACCUGUUAUUAUAUCACAUCCGACUGAAGUGCCUUCAAAAUUUAUCAAUCUAAGAAGUUCUCUAUCCAAAAGGAUUGUACAGAUUCUUCUUGAACAAAGCAGUGAUAAUGACUAUUUGAUGGCAAGGGUUAUCAGAAUAUAUGUUCCCUAUUGGAUAUCUUUUGCUAGAUUGCCUCCACUUACUCUGCGACUAAUUGAUAUCUCUGGAAGGAAAGACAAGAGACGGUUUCUUGUACGUCCACAUUUGGAAAGGAGUGAGAAGCUCCUCUAUGAUAUAAGACAUGACGAAUUGGUUGAGGGAUACACUAUAGCGUCUGGAUUAAAUUUUAAGGGCUUAGGCCUUUCAUCAUCUGUUGGCAGACAUGGAGGACAGUUUGGAUCUGUGAAAGAACUAUCACCUCUUGGUGAUAUGGAUGGUGCGGUUGAUCUUUCGGCCUAUGAUGAUGAUGGAAAAUGCAUGCAUAUUCUUCUUUGUUCAAAGCCAUCCUCAUAUCAAGCUGUCCCAACAAAGGUUAUCCAUGUGCACCCGUACACAACAUUCACGAACAGGGUUGGACAAGAUUUGUACAUAAAACUUAGUGUUGGAGAUGAGCCAAAGGUCUUACAUGCAUAUGACUGGAGGGUUUGUUUUAUGUACUCUGAGGGGGAUACUGACAAACUGCAGGUUCGGCUGGUGGAUACAGACUGGUGUCAACCUCUGGAGAUAGUAAAAGAAGACAUCAUUGUUAUAGCAAUGAGAAAGCAGGACGGUACUCAGAAAUUUGUGAAAGCCGAGAUACGUGGUUAUGAGGAAGGUUCAAGAUUCUUGAUUGUAUUCCGUCUGGGGCCAGCAUAUGGGCCAAUCAGGAUUGAAAACCGGACGAGUAGUACAACUAUCAUUACUCGCCAGUCUGGUUUAGUUGGAGAAACUUGGAUCCAAGUGAAACCACUUUCAACCAGAAAAUAUUCUUGGGAUGACCCAUAUGGACAGAAAGUUAUUGAUGUUAGCAUCCAGAAAGGAGAUGUUACUAUUGUCGUGUGUGUUGACCUGGAAAACUCUGUUGGAAGUUCCACCAGUUUUAGGGAACAUGGCCUCGAGUUCAGUAUAGUUGAGACCAUUGAUAUUAAGAUAUUGAAGUUUACCGAUUACCUAAGAAGACAGGAUGAAGUAAACGGAUUGCCUGGAUCUGAACUGAUUGAUCACCAAGCAUCAGCAUUGGAGACACAGCCAGGUGCUGGACCCUUAGAGCUUACUGUUGAACUUGGAGUUGUUGGAGUAUCUUUGAUUGACCAUAAGCCGAGGGAGCUUUUAUACUUGCAUCUGCAGAAGGUUUUGAUUUCAUACAUGACUGGUUAUAAUUCUGGGAUCACUAGCAGGUUUAAGUUAAUUCUUGGUCAGUUGCAACUAGAUAAUCAGUUGCCACUGUCUACAAUGCCGGUUGUUUUGGCUACUGAGACCAGGUCUGAUUCAAACCGUCCUGUUUUUAAAGCUAACAUUGCUGUUAGCAAUGUAACUUCUAAUGGUAUUCAAGUCUACCCACAUGUCUAUAUCCGGGUAACUGAUCAAACAUGGAGACUGAAUAUUCAUGAACCUAUUAUUUGGGCACUGGUUGACUUCUACAACAAUCUUCGUUUUGUCAGCGCCAGCAGUAGCACAACUGUCACUGAAGUGGAUCCUGAGAUACGAAUAGAGCUUGUUGAUAUUUCAGAGAUAAGGCUGAAAAUAUCUCUGGAAACUGCGCCUACUCAAAGACCCCGUGGUGUACUUGGCAUAUGGAGCCCUGUCCUAUCUGCUGUGGGUAAUGCGUUUAAGAUUCAGGUGCAUCUGCGGAAGGUCAGGCGCAGAAGCCGGUUUAUGCGAAAGAGCUCCAUCAUCCCUGCUAUCAUGAACCGAAUCAAGAGAGAUCUGAUUCACAAUCCUCUGCAUCUGAUCUUUUCUGUAGAUUUUCUUGGAGUGACAAAAUCAACUUUGUCAUCACUUAGUAAAGGAUUUGCGGAGCUCUCUAUUGAUGGGCAAUUUCUUCAGCUAAGAUCAAAGCAGGUUUGGUCAAGGAGAGUCACUGGUCUUGGUGAUGGGCUAGUUCAAGGGACUGAAGCAUUUGCUCAGGGUUUGGCUUUUGGGGUUUCUGGUGUUUUAAGAAAGCCAGUUGAGAGUGCCAGACAGUAUGGUGUUAUCGGCAUUGCACCUGGUCUUGGCCGCGCUUUUGUGGGUUUUAUUGUACAACCUUUAAGUGGGGCUCUGGAUUUUUUCUCAUUGACAGUUGAUGGAAUUAGUGCUAGUUUUAUGAGAUGCGUCAACAUUCUAAGUAACAAAUCUGUCCCCCAGAGGAUUAGGGAUCCUCGUCCUAUCCACCGAGAUGGUAUAGUAGGAGAGUAUGACAAAGUAGAAGCUGCUGGUCAGAUGGCCCUUUACCUGGCAGAAGCUAGCCGAUAUUUUGCAUGCACAGAAUUAUUUCGAGAACCUUCUAAGUAUGCAUGGGCUGAUUACUACGAAGACCAUUUUAUUUUACCAAAACAGAGGAUUGCUUUAGUAACUAACAAGCGGGUGAUACUGCUUCAGUGCUUGGACCUAGAUAAAAUGGACAAGAAACCUUCAAAAAUACUUUGGGAUGUUCCUUGGGAAGAAGUACUUUCAUUGGAGCUGGCAAAAGCUGGGUAUCAGAGGCCUUCACAUGUAAUCGUGCAUCGGAAGAAUUUUAGGAGGUCUGAGAACUUUGUAAGACUUAUUAAGUGCAACGUUGAUGAAGAACAUGAACCUCAGGCUCUUUCACUUUGUUCUUCAAUUCGGAAAAUGUGGAGAUCUCACCAGGCAGCCAUGAAAGUUAUACCCUUGAAGGUUCCAUCAGGCCAGCGCCAAAUGUAUUUUGUGUCAGAUGAUGAUAGAAGGGAAUCCCACAGUUUUUCUAGGCCUCUUCUAAGCUCGAGAGGAACUUCUAGUAAUGUUGAGCAACAACUCAUACACCAUACAGUUAACUUCCAGAAAAUGUGGAGCAGUGAGCCAGAAAUUCGGAGCCGAUGUAAACUAGUUGCCAAGCAGGUUGCAGACGAUGGAACGGUGUUUAGCGUCUGGAGGCCUCUGUGUCCUAGUGGGUAUGCCUCAAUUGGAGAUGUUGCUUAUGUCGGCACCGAUCCACCGCUUAUUGCUGCUGUCUACAACAACGUAAAUGGGAAUUUUGUACUGCCUCUUGGCUAUGACCUGGUUUGGAGAAACUGUGCUGAGGAUUACAGGAGCCCUGUAUCAAUAUGGCUUCCAAGGCCACCCAACGGAUUUGUAGCUCUUGGAUGCGUUGCUGUGCCUGCUUUCGAGGAGCCCCCUCUUUAUUGUGCCUUCUGCGUGAACGAGAGAUACGCUGAGGAUGCAGUGUUUGAGGAGCAAAUCAUAUGGGCGUCAUCUGAUGCUUGCCCAUGGGGAUGCUAUAUCUACCAAGUUCAGAGCGGCUCGCCGCAAUUCAUGGCACUUCGUCUUCCAAAGGAACAGUCUGAACUGAGGCCUAAGAAGAUAUCGGGGCCCUAUCUACAACCAGCAUCGGAGACUUAAUACCAAGAAAAGCUGGCUAGGGAAAAGAGGGCCACCCACUGGUGCUCGAACCCGGGUGCUCGCAACAAGUAUUUUCCUGAGGAGCAUAUACUGUAUAAAUCCGAGGAGCAUAUACAGUAUGAUCCUGGCCACAGGGUUUGGUGCCCCUACCUAAAAGAUGGAAGCCUGAGGAGCAUAUAUUGUAUCAUAUACUGCUGUCUGUGGCUCCGUGAUCAGAGCAUACAUAGGGACCUAUAUUCAACACUUCCUGGCUGGGUGUAAAUGCUGUAAACUAGUAGGUCAAUGGUUUGUAAAUGCAAAAUUUUGUAACGUUGCUACAGUUUUGUCCAGUAUUAGUAGAUAAUUAGGUGUGGCAUUUAUUUGCAGGGGAAUAAUUAUGCGUUGUGACUUCUUUUGUUCGUCACUUUCUUGAUUUGUAGUUGUGCGCGGUCACUUUCUUUUGUUA